UCUCAUUUCAAGAUAUUGACACCUUAGGAAACUUCCUAAAACAAGUGAACUUGCAUUAGACAGAAUCGGAAUUACCUCAUCCAGUUGACACUUUUUCCACUUUCUAAAAUAAAAUUAUUUGAAGACAAAUGGAGACUAAAUUACUUGAGCUGGACUUUUUUAGCAGUGCAACCUACAACGCUAAGACAGAACAAAACUCAGGAGACAAAGUUCUGCGGAGGAUAUAAAUUCGUUGAAAAUUGCGCUGCCCGGCUCAAUUGGUUAGACGGUGGAUGUGGGAGCUGCGUCGUGAUUGGUCGGAAGCUCCUCAUUGUCAUGCUGUCAAUCCAAAAUCACAUGGUCCGGCCACUAUUAACAGAUGAGCUUGGCGAACAAGUUUGCAGACUUCUGUUUCAGAGCCGUGGGGGACAGAACAGCGCUCAGCGGAGAGAAAGCAGAAGCACCUGCACACUCUUUUGCCUCUUUGGGCAGAACUUUUUUCACCUGCUUAUGAGACUGGUCAGUAUCUCUACCUCUUUGACUUUUUGGCGGUGUUUUGGUUGUGAACUUUUUUUUUUUACGUGCCCGUGAGUGAACACUAAAAGUCGCCUGAAUGUAUAACAUGAUGGAAACCGAGAUCAAGACCCCGCUCCCGCAGUCCAACUCGGGCUCAGCGCCGGGCGCAAAGAACAACAGUGCCAGCGACCAGGACCGAGUGAAGCGGCCGAUGAAUGCCUUCAUGGUCUGGUCCCGGGGACAGCGGAGGAAGAUGGCACAAGAAAAUCCCAAAAUGCACAACUCGGAAAUCAGCAAGCGGCUUGGGGCUGACUGGAAACUUCUGACUGACGCUGAAAAGAGGCCAUUCAUCGACGAGGCUAAGCGUCUACGCGCUAUGCACAUGAAGGAGCAUCCGGAUUAUAAAUACCGUCCCCGCAGGAAGACCAAGACCUUGCUCAAGAAAGACAAGUAUUCUUUGCCCGGGGGACUGUUGGCGCCAGGUGCCAAUCCUGUCAACAACGCCGUCUCGGUAGGGCAGCGAAUGGACAGUUAUGCUCACAUGAACGGGUGGACAAACAGUGCUUACUCCCUCAUGCAGGACCAGUUGGCCUACCCUCAGCAUCACAGCAUGAACAGCCCCCAGAUCCAGCAGAUGCACCGAUAUGAGAUGGCAGGGCUCCAGUACCCGAUGAUGUCCUCAGCGCAGACCUACAUGAACGCAGCGUCCACGUACAGCAUGUCCCCAGCCUACACACAGCAGACCACCAGCGCCAUGGGUCUCAGCUCCAUGGCAUCAGUGUGCAAGACCGAGCCAAGCUCACCGCCGCCGGCGAUCACGUCCCACUCUCAGAGGGCGUGUUUGGGGGACCUGAGGGAUAUGAUAAGCAUGUACCUGCCGCCCGGCGGGGACAGCGCAGACCAUUCCUCCCUGCAGAGCAGCCGGUUACACAGCGUCCAUCCGCACUAUCAGACCGCAGGGACUGGCGUCAAUGGGACGCUACCCCUAACCCAUAUCUGAGAGCAACAGAAAAUAAAAGACUUCAAACUCAAAAGUACUUCGGAUACUUGAACAUUUUGGUUGCUAAAGAAACGACGUUCGGUAGUUUUGUUAAAAAACAAUUUUAUCUCGAUAUUUCCUGAGUUGUCCAUUUUAAAAGCAUUUUAAGACUACAUAUCAUGGACCGAAACUGAACGUUGAGCCCAUCAGAGUAAAUUGCAUUGCAAAGAGGCUUUUUAUCACAAGUAUAAGCAAUCAACUUCUGUAGAAGAAUUGGACUUCUAUAUUUUAAAUAAUGCCAUAUUUUCUCUCUAUGAAAAGGCAUGUGGCCUCAUGAAGAGGCUGUUGUAUUUCAGAAAAGCUGGAUGGAGAGUUGGUUCAUAAAUGUUUACACUUAAUUUGUAGAAUGUCAGUUGUCUCGGCUGUGUCCAAAUUUUGUAGUCUUAUUUUUUCCCCUUCAUGACCUAGGAUAUUUGAAAUGUUAAGACUGUGCGGGUCGCAAGCGCAAGUUUUAUUUAUAGUAAGAUGUUCAUCCCCCCCUGCCUUUUUUUUUUUUUUUUUUUUUUUUUUUUUUAGCUUGUGAACCCUUUGUUUUGUCACGUGAAAAUGUUCCAUUUUGUUUUGUGAAAUUUUCUGUUCUGUGAUGGUUUUGACAGUGUCACGUUUACUCAUAUCUUGAACGAAAAGGUUUAUUUAAACUGACGUUUCUACUUAUUUUAAGACCAUCCUCUAUUCUUAAAUGCUGAAUAAAUUUGUACGAAACAUGA
Messenger RNA from Myripristis murdjan (pinecone soldierfish), 2241 nucleotides. It is a transcript of the gene sox3, whose product is annotated as SRY-box transcription factor 3. The record is from RefSeq and is a predicted model, not a curated record. Bases 593 to 1495 code for a protein of 300 amino acids. The transcript has 2 exons. Gene Ontology annotation, biological process: negative regulation of transcription by RNA polymerase II; neuron differentiation; positive regulation of transcription by RNA polymerase II. Gene Ontology annotation, cellular component: nucleus. NCBI's taxonomy places the organism in Eukaryota, Metazoa, Chordata, Actinopteri, Holocentriformes, Holocentridae. Gene Ontology annotation, molecular function: RNA polymerase II cis-regulatory region sequence-specific DNA binding; DNA-binding transcription activator activity, RNA polymerase II-specific.